This is a messenger RNA of Heterostelium album PN500, 384 nucleotides long. RefSeq lists its product as uncharacterized. The transcript has 2 exons. The coding region runs from base 1 to 384 and encodes 127 amino acids. The record is from RefSeq and is a predicted model, not a curated record. Lineage: Eukaryota; Evosea; Eumycetozoa; Acytosteliales; Acytosteliaceae.
AUGUAUAAAACUAUAGUAUUAAUAUUGGCAUUAUACUUUAUAAUUGCAAACUGCGAAGUGGAAUUCGUUAGAUGUAAUGUAAGAUGCAGAGAACUUAAUCCUUUAGAUUGUACAAACAAAGGUUUGAUUUUUGAAAAGGCUAAUCCUACACUUGGUACCUGUUGUGACAGAUGUGUAAAGAAACCAAAUUUAACAAUCAGACCUGCAAAAUGUGCUAGUGUGCUAUGCCCAGAUUGUGUUGGUGAUAUUCCACCUGGAGAAUGCUGUCCAAAGUGUGGAACUGGUCCAUCAUCUCUUCAUUAUGAAUCUAUAUCCGAAAUGGAGAAGGAUCUCUCUUUAGUUUGUAGUCUUCAUAGAAAUAAUACAAAAAUAAAAAAUAAAUAA